GAACCAAUGAUAAUGCUAGAUUCCCGGAUGGCGCUGAGCGUUUUAAGCCUUAUUUUCAUAAUGACAGAAUAAACAGUCACAGUUACGCGAGAGUCUGCAAUACAGAAGGAACGUUCAUGGCUAUCGCAGAAGUGAAGGACAUGGCGGCGGAGGAUGUUUCAGUGACGGAAAAGGGAGAUCGUGAUCUCAUAGACAUCGUCAACGAGCUGCAGAAUAAACUGGCCGCCAGUGGGCACAGCUUGGACGUCUCCUUGCCUCAGAUCGUGGUAGUUGGCUGUCAAAGCGCAGGCAAAAGCAGCGUGCUUGAAAACUUCGUCAAAAGGGACUUUCUGCCUCGUGGAUCUGGAGUCGUUACUAGAAGACCAACAGUUGUGCAACUGCAACCAACUUCAGGAGAAGUGUUGAAGUUGACACUGGUGGAUCUUCCUGGAAUGAUCAGGAUUGCAGUAAGUGGUCAGUCCGAGGACAGUAUCAACCAAAUUCAAGAAAUGGUACUGAACUACAUCAGUCAACCAAACUGCCUCAUCCUAGCCGUGACCCCAGCCAAUCAAGAUAUUGCCAAUUCGGAUGCUCUAAACAUAGCAAAAGUUGCCGAUCCUGAACGAGAGAGAACUAUUGGAGUUUUGACUAAGCUGGACUUGAUGGACGAAGGGACAGACGCUAGAGAUAUCUUAGAGAACAAGAUAAUACCACUCAAAAGGGGUUAUGUUGGUGUUCUGAAUCGAAGUCAAAAAGAUAUCGAUGAAGGCAAAGAUGUCAAAUACAUACUGGAUAAGGAAAGAAAAUUCUUCGAAAGUAAAGAAUAUUAUAAGCACAUAGCUCACAGGAUGGGAACACCCUAUCUCCAACAGCUGUUGCAAAAGACCUUGCGCGCCCAUAUCAAAGCCUAUCUGCCUACUGUUAGGAACGAGCUGGCCAAGAAGUUGAUUCAUUACACAAAGGAACUAGAGGACUUCAAGAACAGCACUGAAGGAGGAGUAAACGGAAAACAGUUUUAUGUAAUCAAACUGAUCCAGGAAUUCAUCGAUGACGUAACCAUUAAACUCAUGGGAUAUUCGGAGCUUGUGAGCGUGGAGAAAGUCUCUGCUGGGGCUCUGAUCCAAUUCAAACUCUACACGGAAAUCCAGAAAAACCUCAAACUUAAUUUAGAGGCACGAAAAGAACAGUUGGUUAUGCUCACUGUAAACAUGCUGGCAUUAAGGGCAGAAAUAGUUGCACCAACUGCUGGAACGACAAAAUUUUGGGAUUGCAAUGAUGCAGAAGAGGACAUCGCGACGGCAGACGCAGGGGCUGUGGCAGCGAAGCUGUUUCGGAACGAGCGAAUGGAAAAAUCAGUGAGUUACAUGACGGAUAUAAUCAAGAGAUACCUUGAAAUAGUUCAAAAGGCUAUGGGAGAUGUAGCCAUCAAAUACACUGUCUAUUUCCUAGUCAAGAAGGUACAUGUAUCAAGUUUGACCUCAUACCAACUCUUGUCGAUUCGGCAAACAUUAACUCUUUGACGGAAGACUGUGAUGACGAAUUCCGGAGGAAAGAGGAAAUAACUUCUACGUGCGCUUGUCUACAAGAAGCUCUUGAUGCCAUUCAAUCUUUUUAAUAUUUUUAAGCCUUUUCUAACGAUGAUAUUUAUUUUUUCUUUUGUUGUUCUAAACUUUUACAUUUUCUUUUAAUUCUAGGCUAUUAUAGUUUUUAUUAUUGCGAAUAUCAUGAAUAAUAAAUUAAAUGUAAAAUAUGAAAAUCUGAUCAGUUCCACGUGAGAUUAAUUGAAGGAAAAUUAAUCUACCUGCCAUCAACGAAAAUUCAUAAAAUGCCACUUUAGAUCUAAAAGUUCAGGUUUCCCUCCCUAAAUUAUAUCUUAAAAGUGUAGAAAAAUAAACUGUGUCCCUGUCAACCGUGUUUUUAUUUAUGCAAUGUAUUUUCGAUAUCAGGAUGCUUUUAUGAUUUCUUGUUUAUGUAUUUUAUAAGUAAGUUUUUAACGCUGUGAAUUAAUAAAAUGACUCAAAUUUU
Molecule: messenger RNA, 2004 nt
Organism: Stegodyphus dumicola
Lineage: Eukaryota; Metazoa; Arthropoda; Arachnida; Araneae; Eresidae
Product: dynamin-1-like
Biological process (GO): receptor internalization
Cellular component (GO): microtubule; cytoplasm; plasma membrane
Molecular function (GO): GTPase activity; microtubule binding; GTP binding
Source: RefSeq, a predicted model, not a curated record